GUCACAGGAAAAACAUGGCAGCUUACUUGAACCGGUUGCAUCACAUUUCCCUCCACGUUUCAAACGUGAAUAAACUCGCUUACGAACUCGUCUCUCAGUACAAAUUCGAUUUGUUCGCAGCCAGACUCAGCGGGCAGUCCCGGCAGCUGGCCUUCAGGAAAGGAGCGGCGGUGUUCGUCGUGAAUGAGAGACCAAACCAGCCUCCUCUGAGACUGAAUGAACCGCUGACCGGCAUCACCAAUGGGCACUCCUUCGACCUGAACCGGGACAACGUGGGGAAAUGCGGCGGUGACAGGCAUGUGAACUGUCUUUACGAUGUCACACCGCAUUAUUCAGUGGAUUCUGCUUGCAAUGUGUGCUUCGAGGUGGAAGACGUGGAAAGGUCGUUCAAGGUGCUUCGCGACCACGGAUGCGACUUCCUGGUGCCUCCCACGGCGGUUCAGGACGACAGGGGGCUGGUCACCUACAUGGUGGUCAAAUCCAUUGUGGGGAAUGUGUGCCACACACUUAUUGACAGGACUAAAUACAAGGGCAGUUUCUUACCUGGGUUUGAAACCGUGAGCGACAGCAGCCUGGACGACACAUCUUGUCCAGUCACACAUUUUGACCACAUAACCUACGCCUGCUCCAGGAAAGCGACGCCUCAAGUCAUGCAGUGGUACCAGAGGCUCUUUGGCUUUCGCAGAUUUUUCAUUGAUAGUAAUGAAGAUGUGGAUGAGGGUUAUGUCCUAAACCAGGAUGGCGUUGGACUGCGUCUCACUGCCAUGGAGUAUUGGAAAUGUAGUCAAAAAGGAAUUGCACUUAACUUCACUGAUAAAAAAGAGCCAACCUGCAAGUUUGUCAUUGCAGAAUCACUACCUGAACAAGGCAGGAACCAGGUUGACACCUUCCUGGACCAACACAGGGGUCCAGGGAUCCAGCACAUUGCACUGUACACACAAGACAUCGUCUCCACAGCACAUACAAUGGCUGAAGCUGGCGUCCAGUUCUUCUCCCCUCCCCCUGCCUACUACACCGAGGUGGGCAAACAGCAGGAGAUAGAGGAGGCAGGACACAGCCCCCAGAUGCUGGCCCAGCAUGGCAUUCUCCUGGACACAGACGUGCGCCAAGGUCCCUCACCGCAGAUCGAAUCCAGAGAGAACAGAGGAUACCUCCUCCAGGUGUUCACCAAGCCCAUCUUUGCAGAGGACACCUUCUUCCUCGAGCUGAUCGAGCGGAGAGGGGCGUCGGGUUUUGGCGAGGGGAACAUUAGAGCGCUGUGGAGGUCGGUGCAGGCGUACAUGGAGAACGAAAGGGGAGAGCCUCAAGGAGAGAGCACACCGGAAAAUUUGCAGAGCGCUCACCAUUAGCCACUCAGAGUAUUUUAGUGGUUACUGUAUCAAGUUAUUUUAUUUAUAGCUUUAUUCUUAUAUUUAUGAAUGUGGCAGCACUUAUUGGGAGAAAGGAUGUCAUACACUCUGUGUAAAAAGUUUAUUUGACUGUGUAGUUUGCUGUAUUGAUGGCAUGGAUUUGCUGUUGAACCUCAGAGUUAACAUCCACUCAACAAGAAGUACAAAAAAUAUGUUGUAUAUAAUUUGUACCUUUGUAAAGGACUAGUUCACUGAAAAUAUAGGUAUUUUCCCAAUUAUCCUCAGGUUCCCUGUCUCCCAGCACCCCAAUAGAAUGAGAUGGGAUGGGUAUUGCAUUUGUGGAAAUCUGUAAACUGUAUCUAUCCAUCUCUAAUUUCUACUUGCUGGGAGCUGAAAUUGUUCUCAGGAGACAGGGAAGUUUGCUCAACCUUAGCCUAAUUACACAGAAGCUAUCUGCAUAGAUAGAUUGCACUAGGGGCAAGUACACUGGAAUGUACGUCAUAAGAACGUCUUUGUCUUCACUGUAUCAACACAAAGUGGCGUAACCGACUGAAUGACUCCAGACCAGCUGCUCUUGAAUAAAUCCAUCAUUCACAGUAGACUGUGAAGAACAAUUA
Myripristis murdjan (pinecone soldierfish) is the source of this 1966-nucleotide messenger RNA. RefSeq names its product 4-hydroxyphenylpyruvate dioxygenase-like (gene hpdl). Gene Ontology annotation, molecular function: 4-hydroxyphenylpyruvate dioxygenase activity. The coding region runs from base 15 to 1349 and encodes 444 amino acids. NCBI's taxonomy places the organism in Eukaryota, Metazoa, Chordata, Actinopteri, Holocentriformes, Holocentridae. Gene Ontology annotation, biological process: aromatic amino acid metabolic process. The transcript is spliced from 5 exons. The record is from RefSeq and is a predicted model, not a curated record.